GCUGCCACCAAGGCCAUGAUGAGGGUCAACGGGGACGAUGACAGUGUUGCGGCCCUGAGCUUUCUCUACGACUACUAUAUGGGCCCCAAGGAGAAGCGGAUACUGUCCUCCAGCACUGGUAGCCGGAAUGACCAAGGAAAGAAGUACUACCACAGCAUGGACUGUGAGCCGGAUCUCGCUCCCCUUGAGAGCCCCACGCACCUCAUGAAAUUUUUGACGGAGAACGUGUCUGGAAGCCCAGACUAUACAGACCAGCUCAAGAAGAACAACCUGUUAGGCCUGGAGGGGACUCUACCCACCCCCGGCAAGACCGCUACCCUCCCGCCGGGUCCGAGCAAGCUGGAAGCCGGCUCCAUGGACAGCUACCUCCUGCCCUCGGGCGACAUGUAUGACAGUGGCUCCCUCAGCUCCUUAUUUGAGAGCAUUCACGGGGUUCCACCCACACAGCGCUGGCAGCCAGACAGCACCUUCAAAGAGGACCCCCAGGAGUCGCUGCUCUUCCCCGAUAUCCUGAAAACAUCGCCGGAACCCCCGUGUCCAGAGGAUUACACGAGCCUCAAGAGCGAUUUCGAGUACACGCUGGGCUCCCCCAAAGCCAUUCACAUCAAAGCGGGAGAGUCACCCAUGGCCUACCUCAACAAGGGUCAGUUCUACCCGGUCACCCUGCGCACCCCAGCGGGAGGCAAAGGCCUGGCUCUGUCCUCCAGCAAAGUCAAGAGCAUGGUGAUGGUCGUGUUUGAUAACGACAAGGUGCCCGUGGAGCAGCUGCGUUUCUGGAGACACUGGCAUUCCCGGCAGCCCACCGCCAAGCAGCGAGUCAUCGACGUGGCCGACUGUAAGGAAAACUUCAACACAGUCCAGCACAUCGAGGAGGUGGCUUACAAUGCGCUCUCGUUUGUGUGGAAUGUCAACGAGGAGGCCAAGGUGUUCAUCGGUGUCAACUGUCUGAGCACUGACUUCUCCUCGCAGAAGGGGGUGAAGGGUGUCCCCCUGAACUUGCAAAUCGACACCUAUGACUGUGGAGCGGGCACCGAGCGCCUGGUACACCGUGCCGUCUGCCAGAUCAAGAUCUUCUGUGACAAGGGAGCUGAGAGGAAGAUGCGUGAUGAUGAGAGGAAGCAGUUUCGAAGGAAGGUCAAGUGCCCAGACUCUGGCAACAAUGGCAUCAAGGGCUGCCUGCUGUCAGGCUUCAGGGGCAAUGAGACCACAUACCUACAGCCCGAAGCUGACCUGGAGACCCAGCCCGUGCUGUUCGUCCCCAACCUGCACUUCUCUGGCCUGCAGCGCCCAGGAGGGGUUGUCCCCUCAGCAGGACACAGCAGCUCUGACAGGCUGCCCCUGAAGCGUACCUGCUCACCCUUCGCUGAGGAGUUUGAGCCUCUUCCCUCCAAACAGGCCAAGGAAGAUGACCUUCAGAGAGUUCUGUUGUAUGUGAGGAGAGAGACAGAGGAGGUGUUUGAUGCGCUUAUGUUGAAGACCCCGGACCUGAAGGGGCUGAGGAAUGCGAUCUCUGAGAAGUAUGGGCUCCCCGAGGAGAACAUUUGCAAAGUCUACAAGAAAUGCAAGCGAGGGAUCCUGGUCAACAUGGAUAACAACAUCAUCCAGCAUUACAGUAACCACGUGGCCUUCCUCCUGGACAUGGGAGAGACGGACGGCAAGAUCCAGAUCAUCCUGAAGGAGCUGUGAGGGCCGAGCCGCAAGCCGGCCGUCCCCGGGGCCCAGGCUCACACCACGUACGACCUCUCCUCGCAUGUCAGCACUGUUACUUGAAACGCCUUUCUCAGGGGAAGAGGUCUUGCAAGCCACAAACUUGGUGAUGUCAGGGCCAGGGAGGAAGCAAGGAGAUCCAGGAUCUAAAUGCCCUGUCCAGGCUUGAACUCACCUCGGAGCUUCCUGCAAGUACCCACCCACCGGAGACCAGGAGUCUGGAUCAACACAGACCCAACUGUCGGCUU
This is a messenger RNA of Psammomys obesus (fat sand rat), 1955 nucleotides long. It is a transcript of the gene Grhl3, whose product is annotated as grainyhead like transcription factor 3. Gene Ontology annotation, cellular component: nucleus. Gene Ontology annotation, molecular function: RNA polymerase II cis-regulatory region sequence-specific DNA binding; DNA-binding transcription activator activity, RNA polymerase II-specific. Lineage: Eukaryota; Metazoa; Chordata; Mammalia; Rodentia; Muridae. Gene Ontology annotation, biological process: regulation of transcription by RNA polymerase II. Bases 16 to 1686 code for a protein of 556 amino acids. The record is from RefSeq and is a predicted model, not a curated record. The transcript is spliced from 15 exons.